CUCCUCGUUGGCUCGUUGAACUGGGCGCAUCCGUAGGCUCCCCAUUUACCGGUUACCUCUGUAGGUUGUAGUUCUAUUUCUCUCUCAUCUUGACUGCGCUCGAAUAUGUUCUGUCGAUAGGGCUGUCGAUUGAGCCACUUGCGCGUGGGCCGAUAUGGACGAUUAUCUUUUCCAAACCCAUGUCAGAAGCUGCAAAAAUGUCGUCGAGGCUACCUCUUACCUCGAGAUUCUGACUUACUCGGAUCCGUCGUAUAAUUCCGUCGAGGAGCACCCAUUAACCCCGGAUGAGUUCGAAAACUUCCUCAAUCGCCGAGGCGCGUUUGAACCGCCCAAGCUAAAGGAGGGUGUAAGGCAGCUCGGUGGCAUCCGGAUGGUACUCCAGCAGAAAGCACAGCACCCGGAGACCUUCACUCCUCACUACAUAUCGCUCACCGCAGAGGCGUACGAGUCUAUGGUGAGGACUUUUCGCCUGCCUUUCCGAGCCAUUGAGGGAACCAGCGUUGUUGGGCCAUUUUUCUGGUCGGCCUACGACCAAGACGACGACGAUCCUCACCUGCAGAUCAUAUUCCGCAAGUCCGAUGUCCGUAAGAGGGGCAAGACUCGUGGCUGGGAGCUGAUGCUGUCGCACUCGCUCCGCUCGGGCGUCACCACGGGCUAUGCGAAGGGGACCGAAUCCUCCGACAUGGUCGAGAGCGUCAAGCAUCUAUGUUUCUGCGCCUCGCAAGUCAUGCACCCGCUCCUGCUCCCCAUCAUCAUCCUGUCGCACGACCUGUCUGCCAAGACGGACCAGAAGCAGCGCGAUGCUCGCGACUGGCUGCGCCGCCUAGAACACGCCGUGUCGAUGCGCAACGAAAUCGCCGAGGACGAGGGCUACGUCAGGGAGGAUGUCAUGGACCUCGACCAGAUCAACCGCGACCUUGUGGAAUGCCAUUCGCAGGUGUUGUGGAAGCGACCUCAGGCCUACCAAGAAAUCAUCUGCGGCAUCGAGGUUGCCAUGCAGCGGUUCUGGGACGCGGCCAAGCUCGAGGCGAAGUACGGCGGGGAUGGCGGCGAGAUCCACAAGCUGCACCGCAGCUUGAUCGCCAGGCUCGACUUCUACAGGGCCAAGCUGAAGGGCGUUGAGAAUUACGCGCACACGACGCUUGAGCGGCUUAAUAUCCAGCGGGCUGCGCUGUACAACAUCAUCGCCCAGAAAGAAUCCAAGCUCAACCUGGAAAUGGCCGGCCAGCAACGGCGCCUGGCGAAUUGCAGCAAGCGCGACAGCGCCGCGAUGAAGUCGCUGUCCCUGCUCGGGGCCAUCUUCCUGCCGGCGUCGUACCUGGCGUCCGUGUUCGGCAUGGACUUUUUCAACUUUGAUGGCAACGGCGACCCGCCGCCCGUCAUCUCGCCCCUGAUCUGGGUCUACUUCGUCAUCACCGUGCCCAUAACUCUGGUCAUCCUCGUGAUAUGGCGCCGUUGGGACAAGAGGCGCGAGGCCAAGAACGCGGCCGAGGACGUCGACCUCGAGGCCGGCAUCGAGACCAUGGAGGAGCAGAUCAUGACCAAUAUGCGGAGGAAGACGAUGAAGAAGUUUAGGACGUGGGAUCUGGGCAAGGCGGAGUGAAACUUGGUUAUCUCUGCCAUGAGGCUGGGCGGAGACCGGCAGAGGGUGCAGGGGAUGUGUCUGGUGCUUGGAAUGUAUUGGUUAUAGCAGGUGCUGCUUUUUCAUUUCUUCAUUUCUUCUUUUUUGGAUAUGACACUCAUGAUGUUACGACUCACGAAUUCAGGAAUACAUAGAUCUAGGGAGUAAUAUUCCGCGGUAGUCGCCUAGAUUUGCCAUUCGUGUCGCAUUAUCAAGGAAUUUCCGAUUCUGGUCUACGUAUAAGAUGGCGUGAGAAACCGACUUCCCACAACACUACGCCACCGCCCCCUUGGACACCCUGAUCAGCACCAGUCCCUCCGUCUCCACCCCGCCGGCGUCGAGCAGGUGCACGAACCGGUACCCCGCCCCCAGCCGGUCGAGCCGGACGCACGCCCACGCCGCCAGCUCGUCGUGCCCGAUCUCGUCGUCGCGGAUGGUGAAGCGCACAAACGAC
Molecule: messenger RNA, 2075 nt
Organism: Phialemonium atrogriseum
Lineage: Eukaryota; Fungi; Ascomycota; Sordariomycetes; Cephalothecales; Cephalothecaceae
Exons: 6
Coding region: 155-1603 (482 amino acids)
Source: RefSeq, a predicted model, not a curated record